Dendronephthya gigantea is the source of this 1462-nucleotide messenger RNA. RefSeq lists its product as uncharacterized. The record is from RefSeq and is a predicted model, not a curated record. Bases 794 to 1462 code for a protein of 222 amino acids. NCBI's taxonomy places the organism in Eukaryota, Metazoa, Cnidaria, Anthozoa, Malacalcyonacea, Nephtheidae. The transcript is spliced from 4 exons.
UCCUAAAGUUGUUCAAAUUAUUCACCCAAUUCUUUUGCAAAAAUCGCGAUGCGUCGCCGUCCGUUUUUUAAAAUGGCUUAAUAAUAGACAAAAACACUUUUUGACGUUUCGACGGACCCAAGGCCAAGGGCCUGCUAACUUUCAUUUCUCAACUUCCUUCUAACUCUCGUCACAAAGGGUCAGAAUGUUAAGUAUUUUUUUGUGUAUUAUAGACAGUUUUUGUACCACAUUAGAUGCGAAGUUGUUCGAACACGCUGCUGCCUGCAUGGUUAUAUUCUCUUCAUGCAAUAAACUCUAUUGCGUCUUCCGCUCCUCUAGAGGCUUAUUUUACUAGUCUUUUGAAAUGCUGAAAUAGCUGCGUACAGAUUUAGGUUUAAGAAUAUUUUAAAAAUGAUUUAAUAGUGUGGAUUACCGGCCUCUUUUAAAAAAGGUGUGUGACAGAUGGAUUUACUGCGGUGUGCUGUCUUCAUUUUUCUUUCAGCCGUCUUAAAAUUCGCGCGUUUUGUAUAUCGGCGGGUGACCUAUUGUUGGAGAGACAAGUUUAUCAAUAAUAUAUUAUUCCUCUACGAAAACAGGGCCAUUUGUUAGGGUAACAUUAUUAUCAAUAUUUCAAUGUAAAUAACAGAAUCAAAAUUCAAAACUGUCGUUUCUUAUACGUUUUGGUGAAACAGUUCGACAUGAGGCUGGGACUCUGACUCUCUGAGUAUCAGGAACAUAGCGCCGCUAAUGGCUCAGUGAUGAUGAAAAUCCUAAUGAAAUGUUGAAAAUCGUGACAUUGUAAGUUAGAAAGACAAUGGUUGAGUAUGCAAAACAUUUAUCACAUGAGGAGGAAGAGAAAAUCUGGGAUCAUGAUGAGAGUCCUCCAUCCUAUGCUUCUCUCUUUGGACAGUUUAAAGAGGCGAAAGAGAAGUCAGAAGGACCAGUAGAUUUAAUAAAGACAGCGUCACAGCUAUUUGCGGGAACAAUUGGCUGUACAAUCGCGCUAAGUUUUCUUUUAGCUGUUCCAGUAGCAAUGAUUGUUGUAGGUGUUACUUAUAGACACGACUGCCCUGUGGAACCUUUUAUACCAAUAUACCUUGUAGUUGCUGGUUCGUGUGGGCUCUUAAAAGCAGUUAUAUUAUCUUGUCAAAAAUUAAAGAAUUCCGAAUCUGACCCGGAACAAGAAUCGGAUGAAUUUUCAUCAAAUGAAGACUUAUCAAAUACCAGUAAAUUCAUGGAUGGUGUUUUGAAUAUUUUUAUGUUUACCUGGUUUAUAGCAGGUAAUGUGUGGGUCUAUUCACACUAUAAACCUAAUGAGAAGCCACCAUUAGAUGAUCCGUUAAACUAUUGUGAACACACGGUGUACUGGUUUGCGUUUUGGAUUGUAACUGUUAGUUAUGUCAUAAUGGGAACAAUUUGUUUUUGUAUAUGCUGUUUAGGAGCAUGUGCAAGCUGUACCGCGUUUUUUGUAACAAAAAGUUGA